Messenger RNA from Trichomonas vaginalis G3, 1230 nucleotides. Its product is annotated as RNA polymerase III type 3 promoter DNA binding. Gene Ontology annotation, biological process: transcription by RNA polymerase III; transcription preinitiation complex assembly; DNA-templated transcription initiation. The coding region runs from base 1 to 1230 and encodes 409 amino acids. The transcript has a single exon. Gene Ontology annotation, cellular component: nucleus; transcription factor TFIIIB complex; transcription preinitiation complex. The record is from RefSeq and is a predicted model, not a curated record. Gene Ontology annotation, molecular function: TBP-class protein binding; RNA polymerase III general transcription initiation factor activity; RNA polymerase III type 3 promoter sequence-specific DNA binding. NCBI's taxonomy places the organism in Eukaryota, Parabasalia, Trichomonadida, Trichomonadidae.
AUGAGUUCGAAUAGGUGUCCUCAGUGUGGUGGCGAAGGUACAAUUAUUAACGAUAAUGGCAGGAGAAUCUGCUCGGCUUGUGGUCUUAUUCUUCAAGAACAAGCUCUUGUUAACGAACUUUCUUUCAUUGAUAACGCACAUGGCGCUGCCACAGUGUCUGGUCAGUUCGUCCCAUCAUCUGGUAUGUCAGGCAUGGGUGGUGGUGUCUCCACGCAAACUGUUACUGAAGGCUUGAAUAAAAUUGACGCAAUUUGUGAUAAUUUGCCGAAAUUAUCUCAAGAUGCAGUUGAAUUAGCACAUCGAAUUUAUCAAAUCGCAGUCAAGCAUCGCUUUACAAGAGGUCGUACCAUCGAAAUUGUGUCUGCAGCUGCAGUUUAUGUUGCAAUUCGUGUUAAUCGUUCUUCAGGUUAUCUUUUAGAUGAUGUUGCCGAACACGUAUCAUGUGGCAUUUACGAAUUAGCUGCUACGGCCCUCAGACUUGCUCACGCAGUCAAUCAACCUCUUCCAACUAUUGAUCCUGUACUUUAUAUUACUCGCUUCCUUGAAGAAUUAAAUCUUGGCCGUAACCUCAAGGCAGUACAUGAUACAGCAAUCCACAUUGUCCAUCGUUUAGAUCGAGAUUGGAUUCAGACUGGUAGAAAGCCAUCAGGAAUCGUAGGAACAGCAAUUAUGAUUGCUUGCCAGAUCCACCAUAUACCUAUUUCUAAAGAAAGAAUCAAGGAAAUCGCAAGAGUCUGCACAAGUACUAUUAACAAGCGUCUUAAAGAAAUUUCCGAGACAGAACUUGCAAGAGAAUCUAUCGACCAACUUAGACUUUCAGAAUCAAUUUUAGACGACGAUUCCCACGAAUUACCACCAAUUAUGAAACGUAGUAAGAACAAGAACCUUCUAGAUGAAAUUGCCGAAGAAGUCAAAGGCGAAAAACAAGAACAGGAAGAUCAGAAUUUCGAUGACGAAGAUUUCGAAGAUCCAGAGCUAGAAUCGAUUGACCAGGAAAUCCUUACACCAGAGGAGUCCGAGAAAAAGCUUACACUUUACAUGGCCAUGUUCAAGAGCCACUUCAACGCUCCACCAAAAGAACCAAAACAAAAACGCCACAGAAAGAAGAAACAAACUUCUACAUACCAGGACAGCGAUGCAGUCUAUGUACAAGAUAACGGAAUGCUCAUUGCCGAUAACGAUGAAAUUGCUGGAGAUGACGACAAUUUCGAAGAUAUUGUUGAAGAUUAA